Messenger RNA from Salmo salar (Atlantic salmon), 1929 nucleotides. The record is from RefSeq and is a predicted model, not a curated record. NCBI's taxonomy places the organism in Eukaryota, Metazoa, Chordata, Actinopteri, Salmoniformes, Salmonidae.
AAGAGUGGUGGUCCUCAAUGGAGACAAACAUCAUGACUAAGCACAUUCUGAUGUGGAAGAAUGCCCUGUCAUUCAUGCUGAGGAACGGUCUUCUGGUUACCCACAACCCCGGAGUCAAAUUCCUGCUGGAAGCCCUCAAGUACCUCCACAGAGCAAACAAAAGGGCCGGAAGAACCCAGGAAGUUCCAGCCAGUACCUUUUAUGUGGAAGAGAUCAUUGAUAGGGUAAUUCCUAUGGAUGAUGUGGAGCUUUGGCGUUUUUGGUCAACAAGGGAGGAUACAGAGGUGACACCAGUCAUCUUUGCCGUUACCCAUUUGUGUUGAAUCUGAUCUGCAAGAUGGCGAUUUUCAACAGUAAUGCACUUUUUACUAAGGUGGUUCACAAACUCACCCACUGGCAAACAGUGAUGUAUCCUUCUGGAACGUUCCCAGACAACCCAGAAUCUCCCCCUGCUCCAAUCUUCCAGUUGGCCUUAAGGCGCCCGUCACUCAUCAAAGACACCUUCAGACAACUGGGUGCUGCAGAUCAUGAUUACUUCAAGAGAGAACUUGUGGUGCAGUUUGUGGAGGACAUGAAGCUGUCGCUCGUCAACAUAAGGGACUUUUUCCUCCAUGUGUUUGAAGAGCUGUUGGCAGCAGAGUCUGAGAUGUUCAUGUACAACGACACCAAGACACUGGUCUGGUUCCCUGCCAAGCCCAGAGUGGAGGAGAAGAGCUACUUCCUGUUUGGUGUCUUGUGUGGCAUGGCCCUGUACAACCACAACAUUGUACACCUGCCCUUCCCUCUGGCCCUGUUCAAGAAGAUGGUGGGGGUCAAGCCCUCACUGGAGGACCUGAGAGAGUUUGACCCUGUUGUGGGAGGGAGUUUGCGGUACCUCUUGGAGGACUACACUGAUGAUGAUGUUGAAGAAAACCUAGACAUGACCUUCACCGUGAUCUGGGAUGACCAGAAGGUGGAGCUUGAUCCCAAAGAAACAGGAAAACCAGUCACAAGUACUAACAAGAAGCAGUUUGUUGAUGCCUACGUGAACCUCGCCUUCAACCGAUCAGUGGAGAAGGUGUUUGAAGAGUUCAGGAGAGGCUUCUUCAAGGUGUGUGACAGGGACGUGGUGGAGUUGUUCCAGCCUGAGGAGCUCAGGGGAGUCAUGGUGGGGAAAGAGGACUACGACUGGGACACGCUCAAACAGAACACUGUGUAUGUUGGAGAGUACCAUGCCAGACAUCCCAACAUCAUCAACUUCUGGGAGGCUUUUGAGGAACUGACAGACAACCAAAAGAAAGCUUUUCUCCUGUUCCUGACGGGCUGUGAUCGUGUUCCUAUCCUGGGCAUGGACAAGAUCCAGAUGACUGUGGCAGUCCUGCAGAACUCUACUGAACUACAUUUCCCAGAAUCCCUUACCUGCCACUUCCUACUGCUGCUGCCCAUCUACCCCUCCAAGGAGAUGCUGCUGGCCAGGCUCAAAGAGGCGGUGGCCCACAACAGAGGCUUCUGGAAGGAGUAAUGGACACUAUAUAUAGGCUACUGCUGUGUUCAUCAUUUCAUUCAAUGUGUUUCUUACAUGUCAAUAUAUCUAUUCAGUUUAGCAUAGGAUUUUGGUUGUGUUGAUAUAGCCUUCAUCUAGGUUCAGAUUUUACACUUUUUAAAAAACUUUUAAACCGUGGCUUUUUCAAGUGAACAUUUUAAAUUUACAAAUGUUUAGGCUAUGUAUAGGCUUACCAUGUUAUUGGAAAAAACUAUCCUUGACUUAAAGUCCACUAAUUUUGAAUGUGAGUUAUUAUUUUGGCAUUUUAUGUAAUUCUGCAUGGGAACAUCCUUUUUUUCUGGACACAUGUCUGCAUCAUCUUUGACAUUCAUGUCUGUACCUUGCGUUCUUUUAACAGAAUAAUUAUUUAUGUAUCUAAAUAAUACAGAUAUUAGUUUCACCUUAAA